AUUUUCUCGUCAUUAUAUGACCUACGUAACAUUUGCGCUUGUCGGCCAAGGCAUAGAAUACCCCAAGAUGAAUUAUACUCGCCUGAUUUGCGUAAUAUGGCUGUUCUCAGCGCUAAUUUUGAAUACAGCGUACGUAUCGAAAUUAACGGUCCAGCUGGCCUUCCCAGUAAUACCAGUGCAACCGAAAACAUUUGGUGAUCUGGUUAGCCCAAAAUUUAGCAAUUUCCGCUGGGGUCAAGAUCAAUCUGGGGGUCGAUUACACGCGUUAUUCAAAUACGCGGGAAAUCCAGUAUUUAAAAAAAUUUACGAAGGAAUGGCGCCACCUUCGGAAGUCAUUGACUGCAUUAAACGCGCCAUUUCGACAGAUUUUGCCUGCAUUACCUGGCAAGGGACGGAAUACUAUGUGGCCUACAGGAAUCUCACGCUACCAGGAAAUGCUCCAAUACCUUUAAAAGUUUCCGAAGAAGUCGCAAUGUCCGUCCCGACAGGUAUUGUAAUGCGAAAGGACUCCAUUUAUCUCUCCAUUUUCACCAGAUUUCUCGAAUCCAGCAUGGAAACUGGGCGAAGUGGAAAGUGGUAUUUACUAGAUUUAGAGGAGCUACGUCGCUCCAGGAAAAAGAGAGCCGUGAAUUACAACACUGAUUCAGAUGUAUUCCUAAAACUGAAGAAUUUGAUGGGAACCUUCUAUUUUAUCGGGAUUGGGUGGUUUGUGUCCGUUGGUGCAUUUGUUGGCGAGUUUUGCUUUACCCGAGCUAACAAAGUAUAUCGGGAGAAAUUUUCUGUGCUACCCUAUAGUUAAUUCCAUAGAUCUACUAGAUCUCGUUAAUCUCAUCCCACCAGAUCAAAUAUUUGCCAGACUUGAUAUGUACCACUUAAUUAUGAUACACGGUCAUUUUAAAAGAAAAUUUUUAUUUCUAUUUAGUAUUACAAUCUAGUUUUAAGUUUUUCAUUAGAUAACAUUGAAUUAUAUAUUGAAUUUUGGAAAGAUAUUUUGA
Messenger RNA from Folsomia candida, 995 nucleotides. RefSeq lists its product as uncharacterized. The transcript is spliced from 3 exons. Gene Ontology annotation, cellular component: membrane. Gene Ontology annotation, molecular function: ligand-gated monoatomic ion channel activity. The coding region runs from base 17 to 799 and encodes 260 amino acids. NCBI's taxonomy places the organism in Eukaryota, Metazoa, Arthropoda, Collembola, Entomobryomorpha, Isotomidae. The record is from RefSeq and is a predicted model, not a curated record.